Cariama cristata (Red-legged seriema) is the source of this 1467-nucleotide messenger RNA. It is a transcript of the gene SYT13, whose product is annotated as synaptotagmin XIII. The record is from RefSeq and is a predicted model, not a curated record. The transcript is spliced from 6 exons. Gene Ontology annotation, biological process: calcium-ion regulated exocytosis; regulation of dopamine secretion; cellular response to calcium ion. The coding region runs from base 1 to 1290 and encodes 429 amino acids. Lineage: Eukaryota; Metazoa; Chordata; Aves; Cariamiformes; Cariamidae. Gene Ontology annotation, molecular function: phosphatidylserine binding; calcium-dependent phospholipid binding; clathrin binding.
AUGGUUUUAUCUGCCCCAGUUAUAGCCCUGGGGGCUACCUUAGGGACUGCAACUAGCAUCCUUGCCCUCUGCGGUCUCACCUGCUUCUGCAAAUGCAAGCAACCUGGGAAAGGACCCUCAGAAAAGGACCAAGAGGAGAACACGGAAAAUACUAAGCCCAGUGUGCUUCAGCCAGUCCAGCAAUUCAACGUUAAGAAAACUGCAGAGCCAGUCCAGCCUCGAGCACUGCUGAAGUUUCCCAACAUUUAUGGCCCCAAACCAGUAGUAACUUCACCUGAAAUUGUUAACUACACGCAGUACUCCCUGAAGACAACAGAAGAACCAGCUACUGGAAAACAUACUGGUUUGGAUGAGAACAGGAUGAAGAUACAAGUCAACGAAGAGCUGUUUGUUCUCCCUCAAAACGGCGUGGUAAAGGACGUGUGUGUCACGGAGCACCUGAACCCCGAGAGGGCAGCCAGCUGUAACCAGGCCCCUGAGCUGCGCUACUCCCUUGUGUAUGAUCAACAAAAAGCCGAGCUACGUGUGGCCCUUCUGGAAGCUAUGCAUGGCAGAGUGGGUGGGGACCAAGACGCUGGUUGCCAUUGCUACGUACUGGGCACACUGGUGAGCAAGUCUGGUAUCGCUGAGGCCCAGACAGAGCUGAAGAAGAAGGUGCUUCAUACCCUCUGGGAGGAGGUCCUGCGAUUCCCAUUAAUGGAGGAGGAGAUGCCAGAGGGGACACUGACUCUCACCCUGAGAAACUGCGACAAGUUCUCCAGACACAGCAUUGUGGGAGAACUCAAACUGAGCCUUGCUAACAUGGAGGGGUCCUUCGGGACGGCCCAGUGGGAAAGGCUAAAGACUCCAGAGAAGGAGCCGUCUACGGGCCACGGGGAGGUUCUGCUCUCUAUCAGCUACCUGCCAGCAGCUAACCGCCUGCUGGUGGUGAUUAUUAAAGCUAAAAAUCUCCAUUCCAAGCAGCUGAAAGAUCUACUUGGCAACGAUGUUUCUGUCAAGGUGACACUGAGGCAUCAGUCCUUGAAGCUGAAGAAGAAGCAGACCAAACGUGCAAAACACAAGAUCAACCCUGUGUGGAAUGAGAUGAUCAUGUUUGAGGUGCCUCAUGAGCUCCUGCGUGCCUCCAGCGUGGAGCUGGAAAUGCUGAGCCAGGAUGGGGCUGGGCAGAGCCAUGUGCUCGGCAAGUGCAGCCUGGGCUUACACGUCACAGGCACGGAGAGGAACCACUGGGAAGAAAUGCUGAGGAACCCCAGGAGACAGAUAGCCAUGUGGCACCAGCUCCACAUGUAGGCUCCUCAAGAUUACUGCCAACCGGAUUUCCACCGGGCCUCUGAGCCUGGGGGAAUAAGCUGCAUUUCACCUUCCACCUUCCCCUCCACAAAGUUGCUCGGCACAGCAUUUUUCUUACACCACCUUCUCUGAUUUUCCUGCCUCAUCCUAGCCCAGGAAACUGUCUGGAAAAUGUAU